UUUUCCUGUUUUUAAUAAAAACUUGUUUUUUUAUUCGUUAUCGAAACAUUUUUCAGGAAAUGGAAGAUGCGGGGGGUAAGAAAAAAUCUUCCGGGAAGAAGCGAGGAGCUGGUUUUCACCCCCAGGAUGAUCUUCAACUAGCUAAAUCGUGGAUUGCUGUUUCAGAAGAUCCGAUCAAGGGCACGGACCAAACAAAAGAUUCAUUUUGGAGCUCGGUCAAAGACCACGGUAGGUUCGAGACCCGAACUCCUGACGGUCUUCGCCAACGAUGGGGUGUCGUAAGCCGCGCGGUCUCAAAGUUUUGCGGGAUAAUGACUAAUCUCCAAAAUAAGAACCAAUGUGGGACGACGGAUGAGGACAAACUCGACAAAGCGGCAGUUAUUUUUAAGCAGGAUGAAGGCAAAGAGUUUCGAUUUCUUGCGUGUUACGCUUCUGCCCGAAAUUCAGUGUUGAUCUUGGAAAUAGCGUGGGAGCUGCUAGUACCUCCGCUGCUAGUACCUCCGCUGCGAGUACCUCUACUGCUAGUCCGUCCGCCGCAAAUUCUUACGCCGAAAGUCCAACUGGUCGUCCAUGCGGACGUGAUAAGUCGAAAUUCCUCUCAAACAACGCCAGCAACAUUCAUGCCUUGGAACUGCGACGAGCUGAAGCACUUGAACGCAUUGCGUCGGCUGCCGAAGUGAAGGCGAAAGUUUUUACUGAAUAUAAAAAUGAACUCAGACAAAAAAAUGUUAUCCAAAUUGCCACUACUCGUUUGGAUGAUUUGGACCCGAUCUCGAGGAAGAUAAUGAUAAUGGAGAAGCAAAGGGUGUUGCAAGAACUAACUGUGUCCAAUAACAGUUUGAAUACAGAUUCCGGCAACAUUUCUUCGCGAAUUGAUGGAUCUCAGAGUCUAUGCGCAAUGCUAGCACCCAAGGAUCACCCAGAAUCUGAAAACCAUGCCACUGUUCCGGAUGACGACAUUUUCCAGAAGUUUAUCGAGAUCGAUAAUGAGCUGAGCGAGGGAGAAAACUUUUCCGAAAAUAAAUGUUUGGUAGCAUCUAUGCGUUUCGUAUAUUGUUUUAAGAUAAGAUAAGGCACUAGAUACCAUUCUAGCAUUGCCUUUGUUGAAGUCCAGUAAAAGCAAAGUAAUCCACUUUAACGACCCCCGGGACUUUUGUGGUCUCUGUUGCAAGUUUCUGCUCAUUUCUAGGCGUCCGAAGGCUAUGUGUGGUGAGUCACUCAAAACCUCUUUUACGCAAAUGGACCGACGUUUUACUUCCCCAUCCGAUAGAAGGCGUGGUCAGGCAAAUCUCGUCUCGAAAAAUGCCACCGGGUCCGUCUGGGAUUGAACCCAGGCCAUACUGGGAUUCAGAGGCUACCACGCUAACCACUAAACCACCGGACCCGUCCAGUCCAGAAGUCCAGUGAGGUCCCUUAUUUAAAUGAUUAAAUAAAUUAUUGAUUCUAACUUUCAUUUCAAGUGUAAUUAUUAGGAUGUAACAAAACGGGCCAAUUUUGCGGGCAUUUCAGGGCAUGAUCUUCUAGGUGUACUGAGCCCGAAUACUAAAUAUGAGCUGAUUGCUUGCGGUUGCUAGCAGGAGACCGGCUCCGUGGCUUAAUGGUUACGGCUUCUGCCUGCCAAAAAACGAAACAGAAUCAGGUGGGGUUCGAACUCACACCUUUGGAUUGAUGGUCUGGGAUUCUAACCAGUCGGCCAUCUGAAGGUUAUAAAACAUGCUGUAUUCUUCUCAUAUUAAGUACGCUCUGAUCCCUGAUUUGCCUGCAGGGAUUGGGAUAGAGCAAGGAUCCGUCUGGUGCUUGCUUCUAUGUUAAGGCGGGGCCGGACAAUGCCCAACGACCUCGGAAUUGGGCCGCUAGGAUCUCUGCUAUUCUGAAAUGGGUCGUUGGAAGCAGCGCGAGGGCUAUCACCACCUAAUACCCGGGACUGAGAUAAGUUGUAUCAGCAUUCGGCAUAUACAAAGUUCGAUACAAAUUAUACUUUCUCAUAAUUUCGCUACCGGUUAGCGGGUAUUGGAUUGGACCACACACACACACACACACACACACACACACACACACACACACACACACACACACACACACACACACACACACACACACACACACACACACACACACACACACACACACACACACACACACACACACACACACACACACACACACACACACACACACACCCGUGAACCGUGGGGACAGGUGAGGGUCCCUGCGGAGCUUAGCUGCCAGCUACCGGGCGGGUUGCAGUAGGCGGAUAGCUGUCGGCGAUUGCAUACAUUCAUUGCAUCGCCCCCGGACCAGCAGCGGGAGGAUGUCUAGGACGUGGCGGAAUUGAACAAGGGCUCUGUUUAAUUUCUUCGAAAAAAAAAACCACAUGGGUCCGUAAACAC
Culex pipiens pallens (northern house mosquito) is the source of this 2390-nucleotide messenger RNA. RefSeq lists its product as uncharacterized. The record is from RefSeq and is a predicted model, not a curated record. The transcript has 2 exons. Lineage: Eukaryota; Metazoa; Arthropoda; Insecta; Diptera; Culicidae. The coding region runs from base 60 to 680 and encodes 206 amino acids.